UGGGCCCACGGUCCCGGUGCCUGAGGAGAUGUCUCUGGGUCGGCUCCUGCGGCGCGCCUCCUCCAAGGCCUCCGACCUCCUGACCUUUAACCCCGUGGGGGGCUCGUCAUCACGCUCAGGCCUUGACGGGGAGAUCAUCUUCUCCAAAAACAAUGUGUGCGUGCACCCCGCUGAGCCCCUGCCUGGCCUGGCAGAGCACCACCCAGGCUACCUGUGUGUGCACAUGGAGAAGGAUGAGAGCCUGGGCACCACGCUGAUCCUCACCUGGGUGCCCAACUCCCGCAUCCAGAGGCAGGAUGAGGAGGCACUGCGUUACAUCACACCGGAGAGCUCCCCCGUACGCAGGAACGCACGCCGCCGAGGCCGACGACCCCACUCCCGCCCCCCAGCAGCCGCGGAGGAGGAGGAGGACGAGGAGAGGAACAUUACCAGCACAGCCUGUGGAGAGAGCCCGAGCCUGGGGGUGGAGGCUGGCGUGGAUCCUCCUCCACACCAACAGCAGCUGCCCCCGGGCGGGGAGGAGGGCGACGAGGGCUCCUGUGAGCUGUCGGACGAGGUGAGCCGGGACAGCACCAUGGGCUCGGACUCGGACACCUUCUCCUCUCCCUUCUGCCUGUCCCCUGUCAGCGAGGCGCUCUGCGAGAGCAGCGGCUCUGUCUUCCUGGACAACGAAAGCAGGGAGCUGUGCGACGAGUCCAUGACCCACUCUGCAAGCUCCGCCUCCAGCCUGGACAGCCACGCCCCCUCAGAGACCAGCAGCCAAUCGCAGGGCGUGCGGUGGGAGGAGCAGCAGAAGGUGCUGGCUCUUGAGCAGUUGUGCGGAGUUUUCCGGGUGGACCUGGGUCACAUGAGGUCGCUGAGGCUCUUCUUCAGUGAUGAGGCAUGCACCAGUGGCCAGCUGGUGAUAGCCAGCAGAGAGAGCCAAUACAAGAUCCUCCACUUCCAUCAUGCUGGUCUGGACAAGCUGGCUGAGGUCUUCCAACAGUGGAAGUGUUGCAGGGAGACACAGCUCAAAGAUCAGGUUUCAGAUGAGAAGUCCUGUAUGCAGUUCUCCAUCCGCAGGCCCACGCUGCCCUCGGCUGAGACCCACCCAGAGGAGAAGCUUUAUCGACGGCUGGACGUCACCACCUGGCUACGCCACCUCAAUCACAAUGGACAGGUGGAGGAGGAGUAUAAGCUACGCAAGGCCAUCUUCUUCGGUGGUAUUGAUCCAUCCAUCCGUGGCGAGGUGUGGCCCUUCCUGCUGCACUACUACAGCUGUGACUCCACCUCCCAGGAGAGAGAGACGUGGAGGCUGCAAAAACGCACACACUACCACGAGAUCCAGCAGAGGAGGUUAUCCAUGAGCCCGGAGGAGCACAGUGAGUUCUGGAGAAAGGUCCAGUUCACGGUGGAUAAAGACGUGGUGAGAACAGACCGCAGCAACCAUUUCUUCAGAGGAGAGAAUAACCCCAACGUCGAGAUCAUGAGGCGAAUCCUGCUCAACUACGCAGUGUUUAAUCCAGACAUGGGCUAUUGCCAGGGCAUGUCUGACCUGGUCGCCCCCCUGCUGACGGAGGUCCAGGAUGAAAGUGACACCUUCUGGUGCUUUGUUGGCCUUAUGGAGAACACCAUCUUCAUCAGCUCACCACGGGAUGAAGACAUGGAGAGGCAGCUGAUGUACCUGCGGGAGCUGCUGCGUCUCAUGCUGCCCCGCUUCCACCAGCACCUGACCCGGCUGGGGGAGGACGGCCUGCAGCUGCUCUUCUGCCACCGCUGGAUCCUGCUCUGCUUCAAGCGAGAGUUCCCAGACGUUGAGGCCCUGCGCAUGUGGGAGGCCUGCUGGGCGCACUAUCAGACGGACUACUUCCACCUGUUCCUGUGUGUGGCCAUCAUUGUACUCUAUGGGGACGAUGUGACAGAACAGCAGCUAGCCACUGACCAAAUGUUGCUCCACUUCAGCAACCUCUCCAUGCACAUGAAUGGAGAACUGGUGCUACGCAAGGCCCGCAGCCUUCUUUACCAGUUCCGCCUCCUACCCAGGAUCCCUUGCAGCCUACAUGACCUUUGUAAACUGUGUGGCCCGGGGAUGUGGGACAGCCGCUACAUCCCCACUGUGGAAUGUUCUGGUGAACAUCCAGAUUCACAGAGCUGCCCCUAUGGAGGCACCUCCACCCCACAGCCCUCUUCGCCCUCCCCAUCACACACACCCUCGCCCUCACCAAACCUCACACCCACACCCCCGCCAGAGGGCAAGAAGGGCUCCAAAACCCGGGACAUUUUCAACUUCCGGAAGCAGUCCUGAGGAGGAGAUUUUGGGGAGGCUUUGCUGGGUGUCAGCUGAAACUAGGACAGCAUCGCCAGGAUCCACCUCUUGGAUUCCUGGAUUUGCCGCCUCCUGGCUCCUCUCUCCGGCGCUUCUAGUUUGCAGUCACUGUCUCAAUAAGGAAUUAAGUCACGUGAUCUUUUCAUGUAUUGCAAUGUGGAACACCUCCUUAUGAGAACGUAUCUGUAACAUUUAGCGCCGAUGGCUGUAAGGCACAGUGAGGAUGCUUUGCUGUUGAAGUCAAGAGGCUGCUUCCCUUCUGGAGGAGAAUGGACAAUCACCAGCCACUGUGUUGGUCUGGAGCAAUUUCAGGUCCCAGUCUGCUAUUAACUUGGCAUACUUCCAAUGGCUUCAUGGGAAGAGGUUGCGUUUAGGGUCUGAGGCUACUGGACUGAAUUCAUGCAAACUCUUUCAAGGGUCAAUUGAGACUGGAGAUUCAUUCACAGGACUUGAACUUGAACUUUAAAAUGUUCCUGGGCUCACAAUGGAAUGUUUGUUUGAAUUCAAAUCAAAUUAUGUGUGCAUAUCUCAAGUCUGAGGAGGACACAGACCUUUUUGACAUGAAAUCCAAAACCCUUGAUGUAGACAAAGAAGGGUUAACCCACAAAUAAGAUUAUCAUGAAUUGUUGGUACUUUUAAGUUUGGUCAGUUUAUUUUUUCAGAGUUAACAAGUGUAUGUUUUUUUUUUUUUUUUUUUUUUGUUUACAUCAGCAAUGACAACUAUUUAGCAAUAUUAUAUAGUUAUAUCCUUGCAUGAGCAAUUCUUUACAUAUAGAGGGCAUAACUUGUUUGUAGAAAAACACUUAAGACCAAAACAGAGGUAAGAAUGUGUUUACACAACUAGCGCUCACAUCAGGAUAGGGCUCAGCGUAUUUCCUUAUCAGAUUGUGGUAAGGAACUUUCUCAUCAUUUCUCUCUGUAUCAAAUGGCGCUUAGCGUCAGGCAGGAGGAAGCUAGCUGCAAGUUUCCUUUUGAUCAAGCGAGAUAUAAAUGAAUACAUUACCUGUCGAAGCAAUAGGAGCUGAAAUAUGAAGACUGAGACAACACAUUACUGCAGAAAGUCUGAUGAACGAGCGGAGAUACAAAGGAAUAUCCUGUCUGCGGUGCUGGAUGGAUGUGACACCAUUGUCAGCCAAAGAGAGCGUGAAGGCAUGGAUCAUGCUUACAUCUCGACAGAGAAAUCAAUGGGCUCCUGUUUUUACUUGAAGUUUUGUCUUCUGCGUUCAAUCAUGUUAAGACAGGGUUGUGAAAAAUCAACGGCAGUGUUAUUGUUUCCCCCCUCCGUAGCAUUCUUUCCACCUUCACUUUCAAAUGAAUGGCAAUGUCAAGAACGCACUAUCAACACUAAACCAAGAGAAUCAGUCCACAUGAAUGUAUUUGUUCUUCGCUUGUCGCUUGUUUCUCACUCCACUGAACUGUGUGCUUCACUUUGUGUGUGUGUGUGUGUGUGUGUGUGUGUGUGUGUGUGUGUGUGUCUGUGGGUGUGUGUGUAAACUGGAGUGACCUCCAAACAUCUGGUAAUGAGCUGGAGAACAGCCUUAGAAGGCCUCCCCCUGACCAAUCUCCUUAAUUAUACCACUCAUCAUGGAGAGAACCGGGGAGAGAAAGAAGAGAGAGAACAGCCAGUGGUUUAGACUCUCCAACUUCCACUGCUGAGAAAAGAAGACGGAAGAGAGAUGGAGAGGAAGAGGGGACUAUUUCACAGGGUAAUUUUACAAGCUAUAGGCUUGACAGUGAAGUACAGCAAUCUGCAUCUUGCUGCUGUGAUUUUUAAGUCCCAGUUGGAAAGAUGGCCUCCACUUUGAGACAUUCCCGGGAGGGCUUUUGAGUGACACUCCUGGGGGGAAAGACAUCUUCAAAUUGCUGCUAAAAGGUAACAUUAGGAUCUCAAAUCCCCCUUCCUCCACCUCCCUCUCUUGCUUUCUCUCUCAAUAUGCAGCCUCUGCAAAUGACAUACAUUACUGGUCCUUUUCCCUAUUAGUUACCAUGUGCAGCUGCUUGCUAAAAAUGCCUGGAGAGUUUUGGAGAUUGGGCGGCAGCUUUAGAGUGCUGUGCAAAUGGAAAGUAACUGUGCAUGUGUUUGUGCGUGUGUGUGUGUGUGCGUGGAAGCCCUCAUGGGCCCAUAUGAAUUUUAUUAAAAAGUUUAUUGAAAUCACAUUAUCUGCACACACACACACUGUAAGUCAUGAGCUUCAUUAAUUGCUACUCCUAUUCGAAGAGGUUGUGAUCAGUGAUCACUGAAUGUACAAUAUUGCUGUCCAGUUCUAUGAUAAUGUAUUGCUGUACACAUUAAUGAAAAAAGAGGCUAUUCUAAUUCUGGGUAUUAAUAAAAAAUAUGAUUGU
Molecule: messenger RNA, 4648 nt
Organism: Myripristis murdjan (pinecone soldierfish)
Lineage: Eukaryota; Metazoa; Chordata; Actinopteri; Holocentriformes; Holocentridae
Gene: tbc1d16
Product: TBC1 domain family, member 16
Biological process (GO): activation of GTPase activity
Cellular component (GO): early endosome
Molecular function (GO): GTPase activator activity
Source: RefSeq, a predicted model, not a curated record